This is a messenger RNA of Saccharomyces eubayanus, 255 nucleotides long. RefSeq names its product Mrx7p (gene MRX7). Bases 1 to 255 code for a protein of 84 amino acids. The record is from RefSeq and is a predicted model, not a curated record. The transcript has a single exon. NCBI's taxonomy places the organism in Eukaryota, Fungi, Ascomycota, Saccharomycetes, Saccharomycetales, Saccharomycetaceae.
AUGCCUCCCAGAAGUUUAGAAGAAUGGUUUUACUAUAAACUGUUGAGUAGUCCAGGUUUCCACAGGUUUGUACGAAAGGUAUAUAGGAAAGUGAAUGGUAUUAAGGAAGAUCCCUUCACCGAUCAGCCAACCGCUUCUCAAUAUCUUUACAAGCCGACACAAACACAGAAAUUUAAAGCUCUUCGUCUUCUAUUUUGGGAUGAAAUGAGAUCUACCUUCGGAUUCAGAAGGAAACUAAGCGACCGCUUUAAAUGA